GAUGAGAUUUGACCUUCAAGCAGCAAAGUGAGUUUUAGGCAAAGACACACCACAUUUAAACUUCAGGGUCUGAUUCUUCUGUUCAUUUUCCUUCCCUUCUGCCACUGGAAAUUUCUCUUGCAAGAGGAAAAAUACUUGUCUGAUAUCAGUGCUCAUCUUUGCUGACUAAGGCAGGUCAGCUGUGGGAUCAUCCCACCCCUUGGACUGCAGGGAUGGAGCAGAGGAGAUGGCUUCUGUUGGCUCUGGCACUGCUUCUGGCUAUCCCUUUCUCAGGUUCUGUUUUUCCAGGUGCAUCUCAGUGGGUCUCUGCCUCCUGGAUACAACUCUCUUUAUUCCUUCUCACAUUGGCUGCUGGUUCUGUUCUGGUAUUUCAAGGAAGGAGAGUGGACUCCCUGGAAACUGUUUGGCUGAAGAACCACCAGCACCUCUACCAAAAAAUUCAGACUCUGCAGGAAGUUUUCCAGAAUGAGCAGGAGUCCACACAGCGUGAUAUUCAGCUCCUCAGAACAGACCUGGAGAAUGAACUAGGAUUAACAAUAGAGGCAAAUACUACAAACACUCUGGAAUCUAUGUGGAAGAAGGACCUCCAUGAAGUGUCCCAACAAGUUCAAACUCUGCAGAAAGCUUUUCAAAACACCCAUGUGUACACACAGCGUGACCUUCAGGUGAUCAGAACAGACCUGAAGGAUGAACUAGGAAAGACACUGGAGGCAAAUGUCAGAGGGAAUAUAGCAUACAUGUGGCAGAAGGACCUUCUGCAGCUCUCCCAACAAAUUCAAACUCUGAAGCAAACUUUCCAGAAUAUGAAGGUUGCCAUACAGUGUGACCUUCAAAUGAUCAGAACAGACCUGGAGAACAAAGUAGGAGGGACAGUGGAGGCAAAAACAAGCACCUUAGAAUCCAGGCUGGAGAAGGACCAUCAUGAAACCUCCCAACAAAUUCAAACUCUGCAGGAAAAUUUCCAGAACACAUAUGAGACCACACAGCAUGACCUUCAGAUGAUCAGAACAGACUUGGAGCAUGACCUAGGAAGGACAGUGGAGGCAAAUACAAGGACCAUGGAAUCCAUGUGGAAGAAGGACCUUCUGCAGCUCUCCCAACAAAUGCAAACUUUGCAGGAAGCAUUCCAGAACAUGGAGGGGUCCACACAGUGUGACCUGCAGAUGAUAAGAGCAGACAUGAAGAAUGAACUAGGAAGGACAGUGGAGGCAAAUACAAGGACCAUGGAAUCCAUGUGGAAGAAGGACCUUCUGCAGCUCUCCCAACAAAUGCAAACUUUGCAGGAAGCAUUCCAGAACAUGGAGGGGUCCACACAGUGUGACCUGCAGAUGAUAAGAGCAGACAUGAAGAAUGAACUAGGAAGGAGAGUGAAGGAAAAUACCUCAAGGGUCUUGGAAUCCAUGCGGCUGAUGGACAUCCAGCAGCUUUCCCAAGAAAUUCAAACUCUGGAAAAAACUUUGCAGACCACAUUGAGGUCCACAAAAUAUGACUUUGACCUUCCAGUCCUACGGUCCUACAAAGGGGGCAUCUGCAAAUCCAGCCCCAGCCAGAGAGUUGCGAGAGAUAAUACAGCCAGGAGAAGAGCUGCAAAUAAUCCAGACCUCAAGGCACAAUCCAACAGAAAGCAAGAUGCCAGUACAACUGUUUAGGUCAGUGGUGUUUGCUGGAUGAAGAACCAUGGAACUGCAGCACAGAAGAAUGACUAACAAUUCCAAAUUAUGGCUGUUAGUUGCAAGCUGUUUAGUGCUUUCUUUCUUACUUUUAUUUUGCUUUAAUAUAACUGUCCUGCUUGUAAGAUAAGCAUAUAUUCUAUUUGCCAUCUGUCGGAGGUGGGGCAGGUAUCUUCUGUUGGGCAGUUUUCUUAUCUCUUCCAAGAACAAUGUCUCUCUCCGGGGAGAUAUCUUCUGUUAAUGUGCCAUUGAAUGGCUCACUGCAUGACUGAGAAGGUUACAUCAUCCCGUUGUAAGAUCCUCCACCCAGAGGGAGGAGCCAAGCAUCCUUACCUGCAUAAAAUCAGCAUUUCUUGAGACAGCAGCUUAGCCUCUUCACUGGAUUCCCAGAGGAAGACCAGGCCCAUCACCAGCCUAUCAGAGAAAACUACACCCUUCUACUGGGCCAUCGUUUCAGCAGCAUUUCAUCUGCCACUCCAGGAGCAGGAGGAGCAGCCACCAUUUAACUGGACUAUCAACAACACCCUGACUCCUCAGGGUGUCAGGUUUCUGACUCUAUCAGUAGUUUUGUUUGUACUAAUUACAUUUUUUUAAAUUUAGUUUUUUCCUAGUAAAGAACUGUUAUUCUCAUUCCCAUA
Molecule: messenger RNA, 2308 nt
Organism: Vidua macroura (Pin-tailed whydah)
Lineage: Eukaryota; Metazoa; Chordata; Aves; Passeriformes; Viduidae
Product: E3 ubiquitin-protein ligase TRIM39-like
Exons: 14
Coding region: 213-1649 (478 amino acids)
Molecular function (GO): protein binding
Source: RefSeq, a predicted model, not a curated record